CCACCAGCUCACUGACCAACCUCACUUGACUCUCUCUCAAAAAAAAAAAAAAAUUUCGCUGAAUAGGCUCUCUCUCAAAUUGCAAGUCUAUAUAUACAUUUUCCAAAAAGAUUUCUCUUCAUUUGUCACUUGUCAGAGAAAAUAUGGGAAAACUGAUAUAAAUCUGAAAGAAACCACUCACUGUCCCUCUCUGGCUCUGCACUCUGUUUUCACUGCGUAUGGGUUGGUUUUGGCGUGAACCCAUCACAGCUACCACCGUCCCAACAGUUCAACAAUCUCUUCGGUGCUAACUUAGCUUAGCUUGCGAGCCUUUUCUGCCAUGGCUGCGGCCCUGGAGUGCUGGUCGAGCCGAGCCAGUACGGACGAGGACAUGGUGGAGCAGGUCCUGAUGAGGACUCACGACAGAUCGGAGGGCUCGGCAGCGGAAAGCUCUUCCUCCUCCACCGCCGCUUCCGCCGCCGCCGGAACGAUGAAGGACUCGUCGGCGAUGCAGAAGAGGCUCCAGAGGCUGAGCCGGAACGUGUCAGAGGCCAUAGCCUCGCUCCGGAACUCGCUGAAUCUGGACUCCUCCACCGCCAACGCUAGGGACGAAACGGCGUCGUCGAACAAGAUCGAGAGCUGCCGGAAGGUCGUCUGGUGCAGCGUCGUCCGUAACCUUACCCAGCUCUACCCCGGCAGCCAGCUCCCCGAGAAGCUCGUCUCCAACAUUCGCAAGCAUUACGAUUCCUUACCUCUCAGUUAUGCCCAGGCAGGGUUUGAUAUGAAAGAGGUGUUUCUGCAUAUUAAGAUGUUAGAGCAAGCGUCCUUGGAUGAUUACCCGGCCAUUUUGAGCCAAGAAGUGUCUGAUGAUGAAAUUCACGGUUCGGUUUUCAAGCUCACGUUUGCUUGCAACUCUUCGAUUUCGUGGCCGGUGAUGUCCGGUGCGCUUGACAGUGCCUCCAUUUGCUGCAAGAAAAUACAGAUCUUUGAGAGGAAAGGGUCCACUCUUGGGGUGGUUCUUCUUCUGGUCCAAGCCGGCCAUGAGAAAACGUUCAAGGCCCGGAUCGAAAACGCCUUGAAAUCGGCCACCGUGAGGAAGCCAAAACCCGCCACGAUGAAGUUUGCCUUCGGGCUCUGCGGGUGCCAAGAGGAGAACACGAGGGGUAGAGAGAUGGGAGAGAUUGAGGAGGAAGUUAUUGGAGAAGCGAAUGUUAGAAAUGGAGUGGAAAAUUUGGGGCAAAAAGUUGAGCUUCAGAUGCCACUGCCCACUUCAUCGUUUGUGGCUUCUGUUGAUGAAUGGCAGACCAUUCAAUCCAGUGAUGAAAUUGGGAAAUGGCUGUUGAACUCUGAUUAUCUUGAAUUUGUUGACCAGGUUGGACCAAACUCGUUUAAGGGAGUUUACAAGGGGAAAAAGGUUGGGAUUGAGAAGCUCAAAGGUUGUGAGAAAGGGAAUUCCUAUGACUUUGAGCUGCGCAAGGAUCUCUUGGAGCUCAUGACUUGUGGGCACAAGAACAUCUUGCAAUUCCAUGGCGUUUGUGUUGAUGAGAAUCAUGGGUUGUGUGUGGUGACAAAGUUGAUGGAAGGCGGGUCGGUUUUCGAUUUGAUGCUCAAAAGCAAGAAGAAUAUUCAGACUAAGGAAAUUAUAAGAAUUGCCACUGAUGUAGCAGAAGGGAUCAAGUUCAUGAAUGACCAUGGAGUUGCUUAUAGAGAUCUCAACACACAGAGGAUCUUGUUGGAUCGCCAUGGAAAUGCUUGCUUAGGUGACAUGGGAAUAGUGGCUGUAUGCAAGAGUGUUGGGGAGGCAAUGGAGUACGAGACUGAUGGCUACCGCUGGCUUGCUCCUGAGAUAAUUGCUGGUGAUCCAGAGUGUGUGACAGAGACUUGGAUGAGUAAUGUAUAUAGUUUUGGGAUGGUUCUCUGGGAGAUGGUGACCGGUGAGGCAGCCUAUUCCGCUUUUUCGCCGGUGCAGGCAGCGGUGGGAAUAGCUGCUUGCGGCCUUAGGCCUGAGAUUCCAAAGGACUGUCCUCAAAUGCUGAGAUCUUUGAUGACAAAAUGCUGGAACAAUUGCCCAUCAAAGCGUCCUCAGUUCUCUGAGAUUCUAUCGGUAUUGCUGCGACCAAACAAUAACAGCAAUAAUUGCAGAUAAAAAUCCCUUAUAAAAGCCUGUUUGGAAUCCAAUAUGCUAUAUUGUUGAUCAUGAUGCAAAAAUGGCCCCUCCUAAAGUAUAGGAGUUGCUAUAUAUGUAUACGAAUGCAUAAAUAUUGAUGUGCAAAGCUUUUGUGUUGCUGAAAUGAAGAUAUAAAUCUUCUUUCA
Messenger RNA from Morus notabilis, 2292 nucleotides. RefSeq names its product mitogen-activated protein kinase kinase kinase. Gene Ontology annotation, molecular function: protein kinase activity; ATP binding. The record is from RefSeq and is a predicted model, not a curated record. NCBI's taxonomy places the organism in Eukaryota, Viridiplantae, Streptophyta, Magnoliopsida, Rosales, Moraceae. The transcript is spliced from 3 exons. Gene Ontology annotation, biological process: protein phosphorylation. Bases 320 to 2125 code for a protein of 601 amino acids.